AGCCCGGUUAUUAGGCUCUCUGAUUUUGGAGUUGUUCACAUCAUGGUGGAAUACACAACCACACCAGGUGACGUGGAGGUCGGUGUUGAGGAGAGGAUGGAGGUUUUGGUGGAAAAGAAAACCUCUACAGGCUGGAUGUGGAAGGUGUUUGGGGCCCUCCUGAUCAUGGCGCUUUGUUUAGGAGGCAUCCAGCUGUUUGUUUGGUGCUGGAAAGAAAGGCUAGAAACAGGGAUGGAGUCAGGGCAGCCAGAAGCUUCAAUCAUGACGGACUCUACUGAGAAAACAGAUACUCACUACACGCUGGGAAAGGUCAUCAGCAAAUCGAAGGCAGUCAUCCAUUUAGAAGGUAACUGUGACGAAGGUGAGAAACCCAAGCUGGAGUGGACUCAUCACCAAGGCCAGGGCUUUGCUCAGGGUGGCUUCCGCCUGGAGGAAAACCAGAUCAUCAUCCCACAAAAAGGCCUCUACUUCGUCUACAGCCAGGUGUCAUUCAGAGUGUCCUGCAGUGAUGAUGAGGAGGGAGCGGGGAGGCGGUUCACCCCUCUCAGCCACAGGAUCUGGCGCUUCUCAAACUCCUUAGGAAGCAAAGUGUCUCUGAUGAGCGCGGUGAGGUCGGCGUGCCAGAACGGCCUGGGGUCCGGGCAGGGCUGGUACAACACCAUCUACCUGGGCGCAGUGUUCCAGCUGAACAAAGGAGACAAGCUGUGGACGGAAACCAACCAGCUGUCAGAGCUGGACACGGACGAGGGAAAGAAUUUCUUUGGUGCGUUUGCACUUUGAACAGACUCAUCUUUAGGACGACAUCUGAGCAGGGCCACGUGUUUUGGCUUUGAAAAAGAACUUUUUAUUCAUCCUAAUGGUGAUGUAGAAAUACAAAAAUCUCAAUGGAGAUCAACCUUGUAGCCGAACGGGCUGUGCCCAUAUUUAAAAGCCUAUAAACUGUAACAGUUUGCAUUAUUUUUUCUACUUUAGGCACUUUUUAUUUUUAUAUUAUUUAUGCUGACCUGAGAUUGCAGUAGGUUAGACUUCCUCUACUGUUUCAGAUGGUGGUACAACUCUUUACUGGAGAGUUAAUGUGUAUCCUGUAAUAACCUGUAUGUAUUUAUUUGUAUUUAUUUGUAUUUAAAUAAUGGGUUUUAGGUGCUACAGAUUAUAUUUAAAUUCUUUGUAGACAUAAU
Molecule: messenger RNA, 1178 nt
Organism: Melanotaenia boesemani (Boeseman's rainbowfish)
Lineage: Eukaryota; Metazoa; Chordata; Actinopteri; Atheriniformes; Melanotaeniidae
Gene: tnfb
Product: tumor necrosis factor b (TNF superfamily, member 2)
Exons: 4
Coding region: 43-780 (245 amino acids)
Biological process (GO): immune response
Cellular component (GO): membrane
Molecular function (GO): tumor necrosis factor receptor binding
Source: RefSeq, a predicted model, not a curated record